AUGUCGACGGUAGAUAUCACCGAUGAUGGAGACUCGUCAAUCGAGACUGAUGCCGCUUCAUCAACGACAAGCAUCUCAAGCUCCAUCUUGAACUAUCGGCAUGAGAACGGCAGAACGUACCAUCGCUACAAAGACGGAAAAUAUCAUCUCCCCAAUGACCAGGUCGAAAAUGAGCGUCUAGACACUCAGCACAACCUUUUCCUCCUGACAUUCGGAGAUGAACUAGGUCUUGCUCCACCGAAUGACCCCGCUGCAACGGCUGGACGUGUACUCGACGUGGGAACGGGAACCGGAAUAUGGGCAAUUGACUACGCUGAUGAGCACCUGGAAGCUGAAGCAUGUCCCUUACCUUCCAAUCUUAUAAAAGCCCUAGGGUUAUACUUUUCCGCUAACAUCUCCAGUGUCCCGCCAAACCUUCGUUUCAUUAUUGAUGAUAUUGACGAAGACUGGGAAUAUGUAUUAAGAACUGGGAGGACUACAUCCGCAAGAUCUUCAAGCACGUCUUCAAUCCCCGCUCUCGUCCGCAAGACUAACCUGUGUAGUAAUCUCAAGCCUGGAGGCUACGUUGAAUUUCAAGAAACCGGUGGUAUGAUUCUCUCCGACGAUGGGACUCUUACACCAGAUCACGCUCUUUCAAAGUGGUGCAACCUCCUCGGUGAAGCCUUCAUGAAGCUUGGUAGUACCUCCAUUGAGUUCGACUAG
This is a messenger RNA of Fusarium mangiferae, 702 nucleotides long. RefSeq lists its product as uncharacterized. The record is from RefSeq and is a predicted model, not a curated record. Lineage: Eukaryota; Fungi; Ascomycota; Sordariomycetes; Hypocreales; Nectriaceae. The transcript has 7 exons. Bases 1 to 702 code for a protein of 233 amino acids.